Molecule: messenger RNA, 1089 nt
Organism: Cyphomyrmex costatus
Lineage: Eukaryota; Metazoa; Arthropoda; Insecta; Hymenoptera; Formicidae
Exons: 1
Source: RefSeq, a predicted model, not a curated record
GUUGGGACGACCCAAUACCGUCGCAUAUGUCCGACAAAUGGCACAAAUUUUUAGAUUCUCUUCAUGAGAUACCGAAAAUUACAAUCCCUCGUUGGCUGGGGAUGUCUAGUCAAAGUGGACUUGAGAUUCAUGGAUUCUCAGACGCUUCCCAGAAAGCCAUGGCUGCUGUUGUUUACUUUCGUGUCACGGAUCCGACAGGACAUACCUCUGUUCACUUUGUUUCGUCUAAAACAAAAGUCGCCCCUUUGAAACGACUCACUGUUCCAAGGUUAGAACUCUCUGGAGCCGUUUUACUCACUAAGUUAGUUUCCCACAUUCUGUCUAUACUUGAUUUAGCUGACUCACCUGUCGUGUUAUGGACUGACUCAGCUAUUACUCAGGUUUGGCUUAACAACCAUCCCUCAAGAUGGAAAGAAUUCGUACGUAAUAGAGUCAGCUUCAUUCAUGAAACGUUACCUCAGGCUGUAUGGAAAUUUGUUCCCGGCUACCAGAAUCCCUCGGAUAUCGCUACCAGAGGUGCUACGCCCUCUCAGCUUUCAAACCAUGUAGAAUGGUGGAACGGCCCUCUUUGGUUAUCCCAAGAGAAAUCCUCUUGGCCACAAGUAAUUGCUCAGACGCGUCUUAAUGACAAUCUCGAAGAACAGACCGUUACGGUAAACUUGAUUACUACUCACAAGGUCCAAGAGUGGAGUCUUAUUGCUAGAUAUUCUAGUUUAAUUAAGCUCUGCCGGAUUACUGCCCUUUGCCUAAGAGCUGUUAGUCGAUUCCGAAAUACUCCACAGACGACUCUGUCACCUUCUCUGACAACAGCAGAAUUGAAUAAAGCUAAGAUGUUUUGGGUGCAUGCUACGCAACGAGUUUUCUUUUCUGAAGAACUAAAUUGUCUUACGAAAGGGAAGUUGAUUUCUCGGUCAAGUCCUCUCAUUCGUCUUACACCGUUUGUAGACGCGUCAGGCUUGUUACGAGUAGGCGGACGUCUACAGAACGCUCUGUUAAGUGAGGAUGAAAAGCAUCCUUUGAUUUUACCUCGAAAGUCAACCUUGACAACUUUGGUUAUAGCUGACGCCCAUCAGCGAGCCUUUCAUGGAG